AAGCAACAACUUCAAAGCUCUCUUGCACUUUGCAAAUCAACUCCUUCUUCAAGCUCUUCAAACAACCAACCUGAAGCAAACCACCUUCAACACUAUCACCUACCAACCAAACAAAAUGGCUUUCUUCCCCCGCAACUUCUACAACUCCGACGCCUCUUUCACUCCCCUCUUCCGUCUCCUCGACGACUUUGACAGCUACUCUCGCCAGGGACAGGGACAGAAUGGCCGCCGCACUGGUCUGAGCCACUGGCAGCCCAAGUUUGAUGUCCGCGAGACUGCAGAGGCCUAUGAGCUCCACGGCGAGCUCCCUGGAAUGAGCAAGGAGGAUGUCCACAUCGAAUUCACCGAGCCCCAGACAAUGCUCAUCCGCGGCAAGACCGAGCGCACCUACACUGCCGGCACCCCCCCUGCUGGCCUGGUUGAAGACACCGCCAUGAGCGGCGCCAUCACUGAGGGCAGCGACGACGGCAAGAGCACGCACUCUCACCAGGCCACGGUUGAGGAUGAAGCUGAGGCCAACGCCCAUGAGAAGGGCGCCGAAGUCGUUCAGCAGCCCAAGGAGGAGGUCCAGAAGAAGCCUGCCGACUCCGCCAAGUACUGGCUCACUGAGCGCAGCUUUGGCGAGUUCUCUCGCAGCUUCAACUUCCCCACCCGCGUCGACCAGGACACCGUCUCUGCUACCUUCAAGGAUGGUAUCCUGAGCAUCGUCGUCCCCAAGGCCAAGAAGCACGAGUCUCGACGCAUCACUGUCAACUAAACGACACAAACAACAACACCACUACGCAAUCAUGAGGUGUACUUGAUAACGAAUCGCGGAGGACUAGCACCACAGAUGAUUUGAUUUGCAACUUUCCUUUUCCGAGUCAAGGCUGUUAAAGACUCACAUUCUCUGUAUUACUCGCAUGGACAGGUGUUUUAGCAAGUUUUCUUUGAUGAUUGUUAAUCACAAGUGGCCUGCCUUGGUCCUUUCGCUCUCUUGUACAAUAGAUGAAUAAUAAUUCAAAAAAGUCAAUCAC
Molecule: messenger RNA, 1016 nt
Organism: Fusarium vanettenii 77-13-4
Lineage: Eukaryota; Fungi; Ascomycota; Sordariomycetes; Hypocreales; Nectriaceae
Exons: 1
Coding region: 116-757 (213 amino acids)
Biological process (GO): response to heat; protein folding; response to salt stress
Source: RefSeq, a predicted model, not a curated record